AUGGACUCACCGAGAAGAGCCCGGAAUCGGGCCGCCUGCAAGCGUUGUCAGCGACGGAAAAUCCGCUGCGACGGCAAUAUACCGUCUUGCGGCUCGUGUCGGAAGGCCGGAGUUUCCUGCAUCAAUGAUGGCAAGCAGGAGGUCCAUCGCUCAUACAUCGCGAAUACAGAAAGUCGAAUAAAAUGGCUCGAGUCGAUUAUACGAGAUCGAUGCUCCGACGUUGACCUCAACCGACCAGACGGGCCACAGGGAGCCCUGGAUGAGGACCUGCGGCCUGGAACGCCGGACGAGACUGGAGCUAAUGUUCAUCACGAUGCAUCAUCAGACGACAUCCAGGAAAGAAGACAACCUCAAGUUGAAGUUAGCCCAAGGAUCAUAGUUUCCCAGGACCAGGGAGUCCUGCAAGAACCACCACAGGCAUCCGGGGUCAAUGAAGAGCCUCAACAAGCGCAUGAGAUCGGUCUCGUGUCUCUAUCUCCCGGAGGAGACCCCCGAUAUAUCGGUCCUUCCAGUGGCUAUUUCUUUGCGAAACGCAUCCUAACAAGGGCCGGCUGCCGCGGAAUACCCAAAUCAUCACCCAGUGCACCUUGGGAUUCAGCACACCUGUCUCUCGAGUUACUAAACACGCCUGCGGCAAUGCCAGCACAGAAGCAGAGCACGAUAGAGCUGACGACUAAAUAUUUUCGGACGGUCCAUCUUCUAUACCCGUUUUUGCAUGAACAAGCACACAUUCAAACUAUCGACAGGGUUUACGCCUCGCACGAACACAACCCUCUCGAACUCUUCCAAGUAUAUAUGGUUUUAGCAAUUGCCUCAUUGAACCUUUCACGUCAGUGCAAGGUACAUCUUCCAGUGGAAGGUUAUUACGCAUCAGCGAUGAAACAUGUGGACUUUGUUUGCAACCAUGGCUCAGUUACUUCACUCCAAUGCUUACUACUUUUGAUGGUGUAUGCAUUGUACAACCCAUCAUGCAACAUCAACAUCUGGAAUCUGAACUACCAGUGCCUUGCGAGUGUGAUUGACCUGGGGCUUCAACGAGAUGUUCGAGCAUCGUCAUCGCUUCACAUAUCAGUGUUUGAUCAAGAAAUGAGAACCCGUAUAUUCUGGGUCGUGUAUACAUUCGAUCGAACAGUCUGUACCAUGAUGGGACGGCCAAUUGGAAUUAGAGACGAGGCGUGCGAUAUACGUUUUCCCCUAGCUAUAUCAGAUCAUGAUCUUAGCAAGAUUUCGCCUGACUAUCAGACCUACGAUAAGUCGACAUCUCACACCUCAUAUUCCAUCCACUUAUUCAAGCUGGCUCAAUUGAAUUCGGAAAUAAAAUAUAUCAUGCACAGCAUAAAUCGAAAUGCUCCCGCUUACGCUUUACCUGCCGUCAGAAACAUUUUAACUUGGCAGCAGGACAUGAUGAAAUCUCUGGACAAUUGGUGCCAAAAUAUCCCACACCAGCCACGCGGGGAGGAAUCUGAAAUAGUGCUGCUGUGCAAGGCCAAGUAUCACGAGACGAUGAUCUUGUUGUUGCGGCCGAGUCCGGGAAUCCCAAAUCCCUCAGACGAGAUUCUUGGCGAUUGCUUCAACCAUGCUCUCAUGUUGCUUCAAGAGUUCAGUGCAUUAUAUGCUACGGGGAUGCUUCUCUAUAACCGACUCGUCGUGCAUUCAAUAUUUCUUGGUACAUUGGUCAUGCUGAACUGUAUAUGGAAACUACCACGAGCUGCGGCAAGGAUUCCCGUGGACGACCUUAUCUCAAAGUUCAAUACUUCGCAGAACAUUCUUAGUAGCAUCGGUGAACACUGGUCGGAGGCUACACGAGCGCGAGACUGUGUUAGAGAGUUAUCGACAAUGACGAUUCAGCGGCUCUUAAAGACUCAGCCGGCUCAAUCGGACUCGCAGUAUCAAGCCACUGACAAUCAACGGUUAGCACCUGAACGGCCUCAGCACCAGUAUCAAGUCGAUAGAAGUCAGGGCCAGGCUACCACUGAAGGGCCCGCGAACAUCAUAGCAGAUACAUGGCCCAUUGGAAAUGCACAGGCGGUGUUUGAGCCCCCCGCUUCUGAAUUCUCAAAUUUGUUUGACGACUUUCUGCAAGGAGAUUUCCCGGGUUGGAGUGGAAUGUCUGAUAUUGAUGGUCUCAUGUGGGAUAUAUUCAACAAUGGCCCGCAAUGA
This is a messenger RNA of Aspergillus puulaauensis, 2160 nucleotides long. RefSeq lists its product as uncharacterized. Lineage: Eukaryota; Fungi; Ascomycota; Eurotiomycetes; Eurotiales; Aspergillaceae. Gene Ontology annotation, biological process: positive regulation of transcription by RNA polymerase II; DNA-templated transcription. The record is from RefSeq and is a predicted model, not a curated record. Gene Ontology annotation, molecular function: zinc ion binding; sequence-specific DNA binding; DNA-binding transcription factor activity, RNA polymerase II-specific. The transcript has 4 exons. The coding region runs from base 1 to 2160 and encodes 719 amino acids.